AUGAAUUGCACUCACCAUAUUCAAAAUCAGAUUACUCUGAUAUGUAAAGCUCCUCAUAAGUGCUAAUGCUAAAGAAAAAUUUGCGUGGAAUGCCAAUAUGAACAUGGAGUAGAUUUUAAGCAUACAAUUCCUUUAAAAAUAUUUAGAGAGAUGGCUAUGAAGAAAUUAAAUGAUUCCAACCUUAAUGAUACAACCGAGUUAAAAAAAUAGAGAUUGGCCUUUAAAUCAUUGCUCUCUCAAACCGAAUAAAUGCUCAAGAAAAUUUGGGAGGAGUUGUCACAAUCAAUCAAAUAAGUUUACGAUUGGAUUGAAAAGGAAAACUAAUCAUACUUAAACCUCCUCAAUGAAAACACUAAUCUAGCUGAAUCCUCUUACACAGACUUAGAAAAAUUAGUCAAUAUUGUAGAAGGUACAACUUUAAAUGAUUGGGAUACUUCCAAGAAUUCUUAUAUGAAGGAGUUAGAUAAAACUAAGAGCUGGUGGGACCAACACAUAAAGGCUUUUAUUGAGAAGUCUGACUAAGGAAUCAAAUAGAUUCAAUCAUUAAUUAAGUAAGUAUUAUAAAUCUUAUCUCUAGGGAAGAUGAAGAAGAAGUUUAUUAAAUGAAAGAAGAUCUUUGUGAGAUGCUAACUUACAUCCAGGAUAUAGAUGAAACUCUCUAUUAGAAGGUUCUUGAAAUACUUAGAAAAGAGAAAGUUUAAGACAUUAUUGGAUUUCUGUCGAAGAUAAACAAUUAUCAGUUUUAUGAAUCUUUAAACUACAAGUAAGAGAAUAUAAAGGAGAUCAAGAAGUAAGUAAAGAAAAU
Molecule: messenger RNA, 805 nt
Organism: Paramecium primaurelia
Lineage: Eukaryota; Ciliophora; Oligohymenophorea; Peniculida; Parameciidae
Source: the annotation of a GenBank genome assembly